This is a messenger RNA of Homo sapiens (human), 6189 nucleotides long. It is a transcript of the gene KCNJ9, whose product is annotated as potassium inwardly rectifying channel subfamily J member 9. Gene Ontology annotation, cellular component: parallel fiber to Purkinje cell synapse; inward rectifier potassium channel complex; voltage-gated potassium channel complex. The transcript has 3 exons. NCBI's taxonomy places the organism in Eukaryota, Metazoa, Chordata, Mammalia, Primates, Hominidae. The record is from RefSeq and is a predicted model, not a curated record. Gene Ontology annotation, molecular function: inward rectifier potassium channel activity; G-protein activated inward rectifier potassium channel activity. Bases 2091 to 3443 code for a protein of 450 amino acids. Gene Ontology annotation, biological process: potassium ion transport; regulation of presynaptic membrane potential.
ACAGAUAGCAAGUCCUAGUCAGAGCUGCCGCUACAUUUAGGAGAAACAGCGGUGUCUGCGGCUCCCACCCUUCGGGGGGCCCGUGGGGGGGGCGGUGUCAGGGGCAUGGACGCCACCCCCCAGGGGUCUCUGCUGCCGGCUACUCUCCUCUCCACGUGCUGUGAGUUGAGUUGCGGGGGACUUGGGGUUUGGGCCCCUAUUUCCAAGGCAAGUGGGGGUUUGGGAGGAGCUGGUUCUUGGGGGAGUUUUCACCAGGUCUCUCCUUCCAAAAAAUGAGCCCCCUUACUCCCCAGCUCUCUAGAGGGAGGAAGAGGGGCCCAGGAAAAGUGGUAUUGCAAUCUUCUGCAAAGGGGUCAUAGCAUGCACAAGAAAUGAGGAGUAGGUUGGAGGAACUGAAAUUCUUGGAGGGAAGAUGGAGAAAUCAAGUCCUUGAUCUUGAGAUAGAGGUAACAAUUUCACACUUUUCCUUCCCCUGAGAAAAGUGCAGUCCCCCACUCAGGAAGACAGGAUGUGGGACACAUUCAAAAUAAGGUUUACCUAGAUCCCUGGGGCAAUGGAGAGUGAGAGAGUUCUGGGGGUGAUCCGACAUCGGGGUUCCUUCCCCAUCCCUGGGCAGAGAGAUCUGUCUAGGCAAGCCGACUGGGGGUCAGAUUACCUAAGACCCUGAGAGAACAUCUGGAAGCCCACCUGGGACUAAAGCUAGGAUAAUGGGAGCAGGGUCGUUUUCUGCAUGACCUGGGGUCUCUGAGCCAGUCAAUGCUUACUCUUCCUGAGGACAUCUGAGCUUCAGGGAAGGAAAAGGAAGCCCAUUGUUGGGGGCAGGGGAAACCCUAAUCUUCCAUUGCCAUGGGGCUCUUGGACCCUGUGUCCCCUGACUCCAUGGACAAUAAAUGCAGGGGGUGCCCCUAAGCUCAAAGCCAUUUCAUUUUGAUUUCUCUUCCUACCUUCUCUACCCCAAGACACACAAACACACACACACACACCCUCUCCAGAGUGCUGACUGCAGAGGACCUCACCCCAGAACAUAAGAUGCUGGAGUGCUAGGUUUAGAGUCACAUACCCAGGCAGUUUCUCCCCAGGACCUGGUCAACCAUCCAGGCCAUCUGUGGUUCCUAUGGCACACUCCUCCAUCCCCCACCCACUAGCCAGCCCACGUUUCCGUGGAGUGGGAGGAGAGGAUCAUUCCCAGGAAAGAGAAGGGAAGGUGGAAGAGUCCCAAAUCCUAUUCUAAACCUUUCCCUGUAUGGUCCAUAUCUCCUAGAGGACCCUGGGUGCUUUGGGGAAGGGCUCUGGACCUCUCUCAGAGCAGAUUGCAGCUCAGAGAGCUCCUCAGAGGCAAGCAUGUGAAGAAAAAUCAGGCUUCUGUGUUGGGAUCUUCCAGUUCCCCUCCCCAUUUGCAGGCUGUCUCCACUAGGAGAAAAAACCCAAGGGAAAUGAGGCUGGCCCAAGAGCAGCAGUGAUCGUGGGUAGGUCUCAGGGAGGAUUUCUAGUGGGAAUUUCCUAAUGUUCCACCCUUGUGCACUGGAGGGUUUCCACUGACUUUCCACAGCUUUCAUUUCUUUCUCGUUUGUAAGCAUGUUGAGGGGAGGGAAUGGAGCGGAGUGAGUGAGGUCCAAGGAGGGAAGAAUGAGAAAGACUGUGUAUCAGUCUUGGGGUGAACUUCAAAACAGCCUGCGAGGAGAGCCAUUGGUGGCUGCACUGGCUACAGCUGGGGAAGGGAUGGUGGAAGUCCUUAGGGCAGGGAGGGCUCCAUUACCCGCCUGCCCCCCUCCCCAAAAAGCCCCCAGUCUAUUGAUUUCAGGAAAUCACUAGGGGGAUCUGGGCCUGGGUCUUUGGCCCCGGGGCUGCCCCUGAGGUGCUGCACACCCCAGCUGGAGGUGAUGGCACCAAAAUAUCUGGUACCUCCUUCCCCUGAAAAUCAUCGUGGAACUUGCACAGUUCUAUCCAGUUCAGGUACAUCAUUCCAUUUGACCCUCACAACUUUCUGAGCCUGGGGGGCAGUUAGGGCUGAAUGUGUUAUUCCCAGAAAUAGAGGCCAGGCAACACGAAGGGACUCGCCCAGGGCCCCCCAGGGCUCGGUGCUGGCCCUGAUGCCCCGUGCCUCCCCAUCUCCCGAGGGGCCACUCAUUCGGCAAACCUUUAUUAAGCCCCUCCAGGACCCCCGACGCCGCCUAGGCGCCCAGCGACGCGCGGCAGGUGGCAGCAGCUCGGGCCCCCGCCGCACUCCAGGCGCCCGCAGCGCUCGCCCUGACGCGGCCGCCAUGGCGCAGGAGAACGCGGCCUUCUCGCCCGGGCAGGAGGAGCCGCCGCGGCGCCGCGGCCGCCAGCGCUACGUGGAGAAGGAUGGCCGGUGCAACGUGCAGCAGGGCAACGUGCGCGAGACAUACCGCUACCUGACGGACCUGUUCACCACGCUGGUGGACCUGCAGUGGCGCCUCAGCCUGUUGUUCUUCGUCCUGGCCUACGCGCUCACCUGGCUCUUCUUCGGCGCCAUCUGGUGGCUGAUCGCCUACGGCCGCGGCGACCUGGAGCACCUGGAGGACACCGCGUGGACGCCGUGCGUCAACAACCUCAACGGCUUCGUGGCCGCCUUCCUCUUCUCCAUCGAGACCGAGACCACCAUCGGCUACGGGCACCGCGUCAUCACCGACCAGUGCCCCGAGGGCAUCGUGCUGCUGCUGCUGCAGGCCAUCCUGGGCUCCAUGGUGAACGCCUUCAUGGUGGGCUGCAUGUUCGUCAAGAUCUCGCAGCCCAACAAGCGCGCAGCCACGCUCGUCUUCUCCUCGCACGCCGUGGUGUCGCUGCGCGACGGGCGCCUCUGCCUCAUGUUCCGCGUGGGCGACUUGCGCUCCUCACACAUAGUGGAGGCCUCCAUCCGCGCCAAGCUCAUCCGCUCGCGCCAGACGCUGGAGGGCGAGUUCAUCCCGCUGCACCAGACCGACCUCAGCGUGGGCUUCGACACGGGAGACGACCGCCUCUUCCUCGUCUCGCCGCUGGUUAUCAGCCACGAGAUCGACGCCGCCAGCCCCUUCUGGGAGGCGUCGCGCCGUGCCCUCGAGAGGGACGACUUCGAGAUCGUCGUUAUCCUCGAGGGCAUGGUGGAAGCCACGGGAAUGACAUGCCAAGCUCGGAGCUCCUACCUGGUAGACGAGGUGCUGUGGGGCCACCGCUUCACGUCAGUGCUGACUCUGGAGGACGGCUUCUACGAAGUGGACUAUGCCAGCUUUCACGAGACUUUUGAGGUGCCCACACCUUCGUGCAGUGCUCGAGAGCUGGCAGAGGCUGCCGCCCGCCUUGAUGCCCAUCUCUACUGGUCCAUCCCCAGCCGGCUGGAUGAGAAGGUGGAGGAGGAGGGGGCGGGGGAGGGGGCGGGUGGGGAAGCUGGGGCUGACAAGGAGCAGAAUGGCUGCCUGCCACCCCCAGAGAGUGAGUCCAAGGUGUGACCAGCUUCCUCCAGACCCCUGUGGCAGACCGGGGGCCAGACACAGAUACAUGGGGAACUGCAUAUCGGAGGUGGUGGAGGAGGAGGAGGAGGAGGAAGGCAAAGCCCCUGGAAAUGUGCUAAAGUUGGAAAGUCCCCGUCCCCCAGAACCUCAAGUCUAGAAACCAGUAUGGAAGGGAGGGGUCCUGAUUUCAGGGAAAUGGAGGGUGGGGCCGGGUGAAAAUGCCAGUCUGUGUUUGACCUUCACAUUUGUUCAUGAGUGGAUGGAUGGACAGAAUGAUGGACUUUUGGGGGUUGGAUGGGAAGAUGGUAGCAGAUAAAGACAGCUGACAGAUACAUAGAUGGACCAGUAGACAACUGGUCCACUCAGGGCUGCCACUAACCUGUAGAACACCCCUGUGCAAAUUUUAAAAAGGAACCCUUUUCCUCCAGACAGAUACAGCCCCAAACCAGGGUGCAUGGCUUGGGGAGCAGAGUAUAGGAUGGAUUGCAGUCCCCAGUCACCUCUUCUGCCAGCCUCCCCACAUAUGGCACAACUGUCUAAUGACACGGUAGGCCAAGCUGAAGUGAAGGAGAAAGGAGCCGGACCAAGAUGGGCACAUGAGGAGGGUGCCCUCCUAGCUCCACCCUCACCAGGAUGAAGGCGUGCAAGGGGCUCAGCAAGGUGUGAAUGACCUUAGUCCGCAAGUUCAGGGAAGCAGGCAGAGCGGGGAGGUGCCUGAGCUGGGGCCUGGAGAGGGGCCUGGGAAAGGAAAACCAGGGAUAGCUAUUUUCUUACAGUGGAGUGAGAUCUUACAGGUAUCAGGCACAGGCAGGAAGAGAGAGAGAGAGGUUCUGGGGAGGAAGGGCCAGGAGAGAGAUCUAGAAAGUGGGUUCACUAGAGCUGGGAAACAGGGAGCCCCUAGGAAAGCAGUGUGUCCUUGGGGCACAGUCAUUCACAUCACUGAUUGGGUGCCAUGUGGAGUGGACAUUCAAAAACCUGGUUCCUGUCCUCAAAAUAAGGGGCACCUGGGAAAACAGAGGAAUCUACCUGUGGUGACUGAACGAGGGAUAAUUCAAACUGACAACCUGUGCAGUCCCGUGGAGGGUAGGGGAGUGUGGGUGAUCAGAAGGCUGGGGCCAGUGUAAGGCAUAGGGAAUAUGUAAGUCAGGAGUUAGAAAUCUCCAGUGUGCGUUGGAAUCACCUGGAGGGCUUGGUAAAACACAGAUUUUUGGGCUCCACUCCAAGGGUUUCUGACCCAAGAGGUGGGGACCAAAACCAUGCAUUCCUAAGAAGUCCCCAGGUCAUGCUGCUGUUGCUGGACUGAGGACCACACUUUGAGAACCUGUGCUCUAAGUGAAUACUUGGAAGUCGUUUCAGGACAUGGGGCAUAGAAACUGAGGAGUAGCUGAGAGGAAGAUGAAGAGAAGCUGAGAAGAAGCUGAGGAUCCUCACAGGAGCAGACAGAGAAAUGUGAAGGGUGGGGUUUUAUGUGUGGGAAAGGGACCCGAAGCCCAGGCUGAAGAGUUUAACUUUGGGCCCAGAAACUCAACCAUCAAUGGAAACAGGGCAGUGACAAGUGGAGGGGGUGUCUGGAAGCUGAGCAGGCCCGACAGAGAGAUGAAGCCAUCAGAAGGACUUGAGGGGGCUCCUGGGGAGGUCGGGGGGAGGUGGAGCAGGAAGAGUUUUAGGGGCAAAGGACAGAACCCCUUGUAGGACUGGAGGCAAGAUUGAAUGUGGGAGAAAAUCGGAGAGAAGCGAUAGGAGUUAGAACAUCUGGAUGUGUCUGCAGCCUGCUGUCAGCCCAAUUGGGCCAGGGGGUCCCAAAGACGCAUAUUCUCACCCCACCUCCACCUGCUUCCUGAUCACAUCCCAGUCACCAGCGGCAGCUUCCUGGAUAGUGAGGGAGAACAACUGCAAGUUGAGAGAGGCAGAGGGGUGGAAGGGACCUGAAGCUGGCCUGGAGAAAAGCAUAGGCCCAGGAGAGCCUGCCCUGGGACAGCGCCUGUCUCCCACACAGCAGCACUGGCCCAGCAAGGACCUCCUCCCUUGGCCCUGGCCACAUCCCACUCCUGCCCUUUCAUAAGCCCCCUGGGGAAAGCACUCCAGUCUUCUCUGUUCCAGGCUGGGCAGAUAGGGUCCUAUGGGGCACAGCCAGGGUCCUAUGGGCAUAGCCAGGGCCCUAUGGGUCCUCUGGAAGCAAGAAAGGGGGCCAUGGAAGCAGCCCAGACAGCUGGGGUUCACUCAGAGAGGACCCAAGUCCCAGUCCCUUCCUUUCAGUCAAAACACGGAUAUCUUUGCCUCAGGUCACAGGGCCACUGGGGCCCUGUCAUCAAAGAUGAGAUUCCUGAAGCCUGGCAUUGACUGGUCCCCUAAGAACAGAUGUUGGGAUGGAGAAUGGGGAUUCAUUUGGGUUUCAGUAAAACAGGGGGGUCUGGACAAGAGCGGGUGGGCUACUUGGUAUCCACACACACGCACUCACACAGGAGCCAACCCAUUGCAGCUGAACAAGCAGAGAAACUCAGUCUGGAAAGGCCCCUCCUGCCUGCUGAAGUCACUGAGACCCUGCCACACCUCUCCUCGCCACUGUCACCACUCAGGGCACCACUGUACAGUGCAACAAGUCAGGAGACCUAGGUCCUACUCCUGACACUUGCUAAUUAGCUCUAUGACUCUGGGCAAAUCGCAUAUCUGGGCCUCAGUUUCCUCAUCUGUAAAAAUGACAGCAAACUCGUAAUGCUCAAUAAAUGUUUAAAUAACAACUGAA